UUACGGACAAUCCUGAGUCAGUUGUAAACAAAUUUUAAUUUUUUUCGUGAUAUCAUGGUUAUCCAUAAUCAGUGCAUUCUUCAAUGAAAAUAUUGAACGUAAUCUGGUUUUAAGAAUGCCACUAAACGCGAAUAAAACUGAUCGUAAAUCUGACGAGGACGACGAGUUUUUCAAGCCAACUGCCAAUUCUAGUUUGGCGAAAGUAUUUGGUAUUUCGAAGAGCAGUCCUCCGAAAACCGUAUCUUCUGCAGAGGUACCAAAAUCAAAUCGGCUUUCUGAUCGGUAUGGAUCAUCUUCUUUUCGAUAUGUCCCCCCCUCUUCGACGCAAGCAGAUGAAGAUAAACAGGAGCAAAUUUCGGACAAAACGAUUGCAACGUUGAAAUUGGUGCAGGCUAGUGUUGUUGCUGCAUACAAACUUGUCGGAACUGAAAACGUCUCGCAAGGAAAGCUUGGGCUAGCAUUAUUAAAUUCUGAAGACGGGUACAAGGUGCUUUUGUAUAGAACUAAAACCGAUGUCUUAGCCACUGUCAAUAUAUCUACAUCGACUAAGAUGUUCCUUAAGAGCAACUAUCUUCAAUUUCAUAGUGACGAUGAAUGUUUCUGGAGUGUUUCGUUUGAUCAACCGACUGAACGAGAACAUCUACUGAGUAUUAUCGUUAAGGUUUGCGUGGUCGAGAAGCAGAAAGAUGACGUAGCAAUGUGUAGGCCAAUCCCAGCUUCGAGAACGACUAUUCCGGUUGUAGAAGAACCAGACUCUGAUUCCACAGAUCAAAAAAAGAUUAACUUAAUUUCACGUAUAGCAAAAGUAGGUCAACCAAUAUUACUUCAGGAGAAACAAUGCAGAACAGAAAUAAGUGAUUCAUCUGACACAGACGUUCGAAUUGAAACUAUUCCCCGGCAUCGACGAACAGGCAGCGGAAGCAGAAUUCAUCCGGUUAGUAUUGGAAUGCAGAUGUUACCUUCUUCAAAUGCACUCAGUACAGCCAUAGCUGGUCAAAACCUGCUUCAAACAACAGCUGAUUGUAAUUUCAAUAUGUUAAUGACGGAAAACCGUAUGCAAAGCUCAGAGUUGCGAAUGAAUUUGUCCAAAAUUGAAUCCAAGCUGGAACGAGUUCUGGACAAAAUCGAUUUACUAAAUCCAUCUGGACCUUCUGGAUACGCAAAAUCAACGUUCGACAAGGAUGAGGAUAUUUUACAUUUAGAAGAAACGGUACUAGAGUUGAAAAAAGAGAACCAUUUGUUGAAAAGAAAAGUAAGAAAUUUGGAGAUGGAAGCUACAUCUAGCAAACAGUUCCCUGAAAUGGAUGAGUUGCUGAUUCAAGCGGAAAAACGGUACCAAUUACUGCAUGACGAAGCAGAAUCACUACGUGAAAAAGUUCAGUCGAGUGAAAAAAAGUGCCUCGAGAAUAGCAAAGAAAUCGAAAGAUUAAACGCCGAACUCGUGCAGAAAAUGACGAUGGCGGAAAAAGCUGCCAAAGAUAUAAACCAUUUAGAGGAACAACUAGCUGCAAGUCAAAAUGAUCGAACCCUGUUACAACAAACAAAUAAAGCGUUGGAAAAUGAUCUACAAUGUUGUCGGGCAACAGUCACUGCUUUACAGCAAGAGCAGCUUGCUCAGGGCGAACAGCAACAAAAGCGGCAAGACGACAUUGUGAAAAAUAUCAUGAAUAAUUGCUUUCACCGAAUACGCGAAGAAAUUAACGACGUGCGUGUGCUUAAAAUUAUUGGAGACGUAUUUAAGAAAGAAACAAAAGCAGUUAUCCAUGCUCGAGUGGCAAAAUAACCUACUGAGGUCCAAAGUUAGAGGUAUAAAAGCAUGUACAUUUUAUCGCAAAAUUAACUAGAAAAUAAACUAAGGAAAUAUAAACAAUUUCUUUUUAUAAA
Messenger RNA from Wyeomyia smithii (pitcher-plant mosquito), 1884 nucleotides. RefSeq lists its product as uncharacterized. The record is from RefSeq and is a predicted model, not a curated record. Lineage: Eukaryota; Metazoa; Arthropoda; Insecta; Diptera; Culicidae. The transcript is spliced from 3 exons. Bases 116 to 1783 code for a protein of 555 amino acids.